GGAUUGUCAAAAAUUCGUACCAUAUAUAUUCAUUCACAUGGAAUUUGGUAGACAUUUGUAUAAAAAAACACUAUUGGCGUAUCGGACAGAAAGAACUGUUGUUGAAAUAUAUGACGGCAUAUUAUUUUUCAUUUAAACACUACGCUUAGAGAUAAAAACAAAAAAAAAUUGUGAAGCUGUCUACUAUAUUCGAUAUCAGUUAAAGAAUGAAUACGUCAUGUCUGUACCAUGAACGUAGGCAUAGUAUGGUGCAUGUAUUUUGAUCUUGAGAUUGAAAUCAAAAUUUUCGUUUCCAGUACAUGAUAAUUUUACCAACUUCUGAAUUAUAUAUUAUGUUAUCGAACAAUAAUUGAAUGGUGUCAUAUUUUUGAAGUAGUUCUAGCUGCUUGCAUAUAAACUAUGACGCAGUGAGAUGAGCUCGGGUACUGCUUUUAACUGCUUUUUUUUACUGUCUAAAAACUAAGGAUUAUAUGGUCGACAGAUUGGAAGGAAAUGAAAAUCCAUCGAGUAGCUCGUUGGAGGAUAUAUCACAUUGGAAUAUGCAAAGUUUCAUAAGAUCGUUCGGAAAAUUCAAAAACCGUGUUUUACGUAUUAUGGUGACAAAGAAAGUUCUGUUUAUUAUAUGUUUAAUCAUUACUUGGAUGUGUAUUAAAGAACCAUGUGCGGCACAAAUAUCAAAGGAUUUCACCAACAGUUCCAUUCAGUAUGAAAACAAUGUAGGACAUUCGCAAUCCAAUCGUAUAGAUAAAUAUCAAUUUCUUAGAGGGCGUCAAUAUUCUUCCAAUAUAAACAAAAACAGUUUUAUGAGAAAGAAGACAAACAGAACAAAUGAAGAACAAAAUGGCAUUGACGCAAGUUUAUCAUCAAAACUUAUUACUCACGUUGUCGACGACAACAUUCCAAUUCAACAAAAAGAAAUUGACAUCGUCGUUUCCAAUGAAAAACUGCCUGUAGUCAAAUCAAAUUUUAACUGUCCGGUUCCCAUAGCUGAAGACUGGACAAUGACUGUGAAACCAAAGUUUGUUUUAAACUCAAAAAGAUAUUUAUUUCCAAUUCUUACGAACGGACCUAACAAUCAACUUGAUGGAUUAUGGGAAUCAAUUUUUCUUGCGAUUAGGCUAAACAGAACGCUAGUUAUGCCACAUUUUCAUACACACCGGGUUGGAAGUUCAGACAAACCAAUGCGGGACGUUCCAGUGGAAUGGAGGACAGACAUUAAUAUGAUUCGUAAAUUAGUUUCUGUGAUACCAUCCAGCAAGAUGCAUUCACACUGUAAUGGAAAAAUAAAUGCUGUAUUUCUAACGAGAGAAGCAAAUAAUACUCGCCAUUGUUCUCUUUUGCAUGUCGGUCGCGAGUUGAACAUGAGUAUAAUUGCUCCGGGAUUAAAAGAAGGAAGUAAAUGCUACAAAACUCGAUCUCGUCUCUUCGAUCGUCACGUUAUAACAUUUCCGAAAUACAAAUUCUCUGGCUUUUUACACCCCAAACCUGAUAUCGAAAGUCUCCAGAAAGCAUACGGAACAGAAGAAAAAUGUGCAAUAUUUCCGUUUCCCUGGCAAACUAUUGAGUUGGGUCGCCGUCGCACAAUACCUGAUUUUAACUUCAAGGAUACCAGAGCAUUAUCUCACAGAGACUUAUUUCCUCUGGUGAUUGGAACAGCAAACCUACCUCCAUUUACUAAACAAAUUGCAGAAGAUUUGCUCAGAACGUGGAAAGAAGAUUCUACAACAAAGCUAGUGUGUGUACAUUGGAGAUUUGAUCCGGAUGAUUGGCAACGAACUUGCCGAAAAGAAUCUCAAGGUCUGCGUGCAAAAAAGUGUGCUGAUGUGGCUGAAAUCAAACCAUUGAACAUAGCUCGAGCUAUAGCACAUAAAGUUGAACAAAUUGUAAAAACAGGGAAUGAGAAAAGACCAAUUGCAUACAUUGCAGCUCCUCCAGCAUCUACGAAAACUUUGAAAACGGUUAAACAAAUACUUCUGACAAAAUGGACAAUAAAGGCGUUCAUUUCUGAAGAUUUGAUGAAGAGUUUUCGCAAACAAUAUAAAAAAUGUGAAUACGAUAUCAGGGAAAAUAACGAAAUCGUAUCUUUAAUUGAAAUGCAGAUUUCUAUACUCGGAGACAGAUUCAUGUACUCUUCUUCAUCCUCGUGGUCCAACAAUGUGAGAGUAUACAGACAAAAAGGUCGCUAUGAUACUGAUGUACUCAAUGAUAUUGUUGCACUUAAAUCCGGAAGUAACUCUCAGUAGCACAAAAUGCAUUACAAGUGAUUUAAAGUUGAACGCCGCGGUCACUUUUAUGCCAUGCUUUAACAUUUUUUACACGAGGUCACGCUUUGGAUGUGCUAACCCCUCAUAAUCUGCUUUGCUUUUCCAAUAGGUGCAUUGGAGCAUUAGUCGUGUUUAUGUAUGCAUUAUAUCGUUGUUUAUGUCACACUGAGUAAAAUAAGUUUUCAGUAACUACAAAAUAGCGUCUGAACUAGAUUCUUUAUUUUCAAUUCAUUAUAUAUAUUUGCUUUUCAUUUAUUAUCAAAGUCUAUCAUAAUUAUCUCUGUUGGUGGCUUGAGAAUGUGGCAUGAAUUUUUUUGACAAAGAGUACAUAAUUGUUUCUGCUAUAACUGUUUGUUAGGUAACUUAUCUUGAGCAAUUACUUAUAUAAAUUAUUUAUUAUUUGGACCUCCUGAAGUAUGCGCACCAAGAUGGCGCACAACCUGAACUCAGGUUGUGUACCAGGUCAGGGUUCAGGCUGUGCGACAUCUUGGUGCGCAUACUUCAGGAGUGCCUAUUAUUUUUAAAAAGAAAUGUUUCUGUGUGAAAGAUUUUUUAAUAAAAAUAUUUUCACAGUUGGUGUGUAUCACGGUGGUCAUGCUACAUUGUCUUCAUAUACUUCUUUUGGGGGAAACAAACGUCUUUUUUCAUUUCUCAUAAUCAUUUCUCCCAAAUAACUUGCAAUAUAUAUAUGUGGAAACAUUUUG
Molecule: messenger RNA, 2968 nt
Organism: Styela clava
Lineage: Eukaryota; Metazoa; Chordata; Ascidiacea; Stolidobranchia; Styelidae
Biological process (GO): protein O-linked glycosylation via fucose
Molecular function (GO): peptide-O-fucosyltransferase activity
Source: RefSeq, a predicted model, not a curated record